CCAUCCCCGUUUCCGACUGACCUUUCAACCGAAAACGUCAAAACAUCUUCCCAGGUAAAGCAGUCCACAUCCGUAGAUCGCAGGGCAAGAGGGUAACAAACGACACGUGACGUUUUCCAGAGGCCACCUGUCGCCAGUUCGAGCUAACUUGUCUUCGACGGUUCAAUCCGUCCUACGUAGCCCGCGGUCGUUGACUUUCCUGUUCCCUCCAUCUCCUUCUUCUUCUUCUUCUUUACCUUCUCGUCAAAUCCACCCAGAAGAUUUGGUGCCACCACCCUCGAACCGCAGGUGAAGCGGGAGCGUUCCGCUCUUGAAUAUUUUGCCUACUUCUCAGGGCUGGAGCUUCGCUGUGAACCCAUCAAGAAAGUGGCCCUGUUUUCUUGCGAUCUUCGCUUUCGGUCCUCGAAGUAGGAGCAGCAGCAGUAGCAGCAGGAGGAGGAGGAGGAUAGGGAGAAGAAAAUGAGUUACAGGGAAGAUAGCGAGGAUAGCGGGAGCGGGAGAGACAUCCGGAAGCCGCUGCUCAACACUGGGAACUGGUACAGGAUGAGCUCGCGGCAGUCCACGACGGCGAACCUGGGCUCGUCGGCGCAGAUCAUUCGGGACGGCUCCGUCUCCGUCAUUCUCUGCGUCCUCAUCGUGGCGCUGGGCCCUAUUCAGUUUGGUUUCACGUGUGGGUAUUCGUCCCCGACAGAGGAAGACAUCAUCAGCGACCUAAGCCUUUCGCUUUCGGAGUUCUCAGUAUUUGGCUCCUUGGCUAAUGUUGGUGCUAUGGUCGGGGCAAUUGCAAGCGGCCAGAUUGCAGAGUAUAUUGGCCGAAAAGGGUCACUGAUGAUUGCUGCAAUCCCCAAUGUAAUUGGAUGGUUCAUCAUCUCUUUUUCCAAAGACGUUUCGUUUUUAUACCUGGGAAGGUUGUUGGAGGGAUUUGGCGUGGGCGUCAUCUCCUAUACGGUGCCAGUAUACAUCGCCGAGAUAUCACCUCAAAACAUGAGAGGAACUCUUGGAUCCGUGAAUCAGCUAUCAGUCACUAUGGGAAUUCUGCUGGCUUAUGUGUUGGGAAUGUUUUUCAGCUGGAGAGUGCUAGCAAUUUUAGGAGCUUUGCCUUGCUUGGUGUUGAUCCCUGGCUUAUUUUUCAUACCAGAGUCUCCUAGGUGGCUGGCCAAAAUGGGGUUUACAGAUGAAUUUGAAGCGUCUUUACUAGUUUUACGGGGUUUUGAUGCUGAUAUUUCCUCUGAAGUGAGCGAAAUUAAGAAAUCUGUUUCAUCUUCAAGCAAAAGAACCACAAUCAGGUUUGCUGAUCUCAAGAGGAAGAGAUAUUGGUUUCCUCUGAUGGUUGGAAUUGGAUUGCUUGUGCUUCAGCAACUCACUGGCAUCAAUGGUGUCUUAUUCUAUUCCACCAAGAUUUUUGAGAGCGCUGGAGUUUCAUCAAGCAAUGCUGCAACAGUUGGCCUCGGGGCAAUCCAGGUUGUGGCCACUGGAGUAGCUGUAUGGCUGAUGGACAAAGCCGGUCGCAGGCUGCUUCUUAUUAUUUCGUCUGUCGGGAUGGCUAUCAGCCUUCUUAUUGUUUCAGUUGCCUUCUAUCUAGAGGAUGUUGUAUCAGAAGAAUCCCGAGUGUAUAGCAUAUUGGGAAUAAUGUCACUGGUUGGGCUUGUGGUUCUUAUAAUUUCAUACUCUCUAGGGGUGGGAGCAAUUCCUUGGCUUAUAAUGUCUGAGAUACUUCCUGUGGACAUUAAGGGUCUUGCUGGGAGCGUAGCAACAUUAGCAAAUUGGUUCUUUUCCUGGGCAAUCACAAUGAGCGAGAAUUUGCUGUUGGAUUGGAGCACGGGAGGGACUUUCUCUAUCUUCACCGUGACGACCACCCUCAUGGUUGCUUUCGUGACGUUUUUUGUUCCCGAGACGAAGGGAAGAACGCUGGAGGAGAUUCAGUCCUCAUUUAGAUGAUCGGUUUUGCAAAAGCUUGUUCGCUUUCGUGUGGCAUCAAUGCUUUGUCGUAGUACAUUUAGUUCUACGGUUUUCCCUUUCGGAGUUGUUGGAAAACUAGUAACGAAGAAAAUCGAAAUCCGAGAAAAAGAAACAUAUUCGCA
This is a messenger RNA of Eucalyptus grandis, 2081 nucleotides long. RefSeq names its product sugar transporter ERD6-like 6. The transcript has 18 exons. Lineage: Eukaryota; Viridiplantae; Streptophyta; Magnoliopsida; Myrtales; Myrtaceae. The coding region runs from base 460 to 1938 and encodes 492 amino acids. Gene Ontology annotation, biological process: carbohydrate transport; transmembrane transport. Gene Ontology annotation, cellular component: membrane. Gene Ontology annotation, molecular function: sugar transmembrane transporter activity. The record is from RefSeq and is a predicted model, not a curated record.